Enterobius vermicularis (human pinworm) is the source of this 240-nucleotide messenger RNA. The record is from the annotation of a GenBank genome assembly. Lineage: Eukaryota; Metazoa; Nematoda; Chromadorea; Rhabditida; Oxyuridae.
CUGAGAAUAACAUUUUUAUUAAGCAUUAAUUUCUCAUUUGAUAUUAUAAGUUGUUUUUAUUAUACAUUAAAGGUUAUUGGAAAUCGAGCUGCCGGUAGAGAAUUUAACGUGGCGGAAAGCUCAAUACGAGAAUGGCGUAAGAAUGAGCAGCGUUUAAGGUGUGAUCUGAAGAGCAUCUUCAACAGAACACUUCACACAGUCACAAAUUCUCUUCUUCUUUUUCACUUCUUGAAAUUUUAG